Molecule: messenger RNA, 3616 nt
Organism: Capra hircus (goat)
Lineage: Eukaryota; Metazoa; Chordata; Mammalia; Artiodactyla; Bovidae
Gene: ENPP1
Product: ectonucleotide pyrophosphatase/phosphodiesterase 1
Exons: 21
Coding region: 6-2435 (809 amino acids)
Biological process (GO): nucleoside triphosphate catabolic process; immune response; regulation of bone mineralization
Cellular component (GO): cell surface
Molecular function (GO): polysaccharide binding; scavenger receptor activity; metal ion binding
Source: RefSeq, a predicted model, not a curated record
CCACGAUGGAGCGGGACGGUUGCGCUGGGGGCGGGAGCCGCAGCGGCGAGGGCGGGCGCAGCCCCCGAGAGGGCCUGGCGGGGAACGGCCGAGACCCGGGUGCGGGCCGCGCCGCCGAAGCGUCCGGGGAGCCGCAGGCGGCCGCGUCGCUGCUGGCCCCCAUGGACCUGGGGGAGGAGCCGCUGGAGAAGGCGGCGCGCGCCCGCCGGGCCAAGGACCCCAACACCUAUAAAGUGCUCUCGCUGGUAUUGUCAGUCUGUGUGUUAACAACAAUCCUUGGUUGCAUAUUUGGGUUGAAACCAAGCUGUGCCAAAGAAAUUAAAAGUUGCAAAGGUCGCUGUUUUGAGAGAACAUUUGGAAACUGCCGCUGUGAUGUUGCUUGUGUUGACCUUGGAAACUGCUGUCUAGAUUACCAGGAGACGUGUAUAGAACCAGAACGGAUAUGGACUUGCAGCAAAUUCAGGUGUGGUGAGAAAAGGUUGUCCCGAAGCCUUUGCUCCUGUUCAGAUGACUGCAAGGACAAGGGAGACUGUUGUAUCAACCAUGGAUCCGUGUGCCGAGGGGAGAAAAGUUGGGCAGAAGAGGAAUGUGACAGCAUUGAUGAACCACAGUGUCCAGCAGGGUUUGAAACACCUCCUACCCUCUUAUUUUCUUUGGAUGGUUUCAGGGCAGAAUAUUUGCACACUUGGGGUGGACUUCUUCCCGUUAUUAGCAAGCUGAAAACCUGUGGGACAUAUACUAAAAACAUGAGACCAGUAUAUCCAACAAAAACUUUCCCCAAUCACUACAGCAUUGUCACAGGACUUUAUCCAGAAUCCCAUGGCAUCAUUGACAAUAAAAUGUAUGAUCCCCAAAUGAACGCUUACUUUGCACUUAAAAGCAAAGAGAAAUUUAACCCAGAGUGGUACAAAGGAGAACCAAUUUGGCUCACAGCUAAAAAUCAAGGCCUGAAGACAGGCACAUUUUUUUGGCCAGGAUCAGAUGUGAAAAUUAAAGGAAUUUUCCCAGACAUCUAUAAAAUCUAUAAUGUUUCAGUACCAUUUGAAGAAAGAAUUUUAGCCGUUCUUAAGUGGCUACAGCUUCCUAAAGAUGAAAGACCACACUUUUACACUCUGUAUUUAGAAGAACCAGAUUCUUCGGGUCACUCUUAUGGACCAGUCAGCAGUGAAGUCAUCAGAGCUUUGCAGAGAGUUGACAACAUGGUUGGCAUGCUGAUGGAUGGUCUGAAGGAGCUGAACUUGCAUAGAUGCUUGAACCUCAUCCUUAUUUCAGAUCAUGGCAUGGAACAAGGCAGUUGUAAGAAAUAUGUGUAUCUGAAUAAAUACUUGGGAGAUACUAAAGACGUUAAAGUUGUAUAUGGACCUGCAGCUCGACUGAGACCCUCUGAUGUUCCAGAUAAAUACUAUUCAUUUGAUUAUGAAGGCAUUGCCAAAAAUCUUUCUUGCCAGGAACCAAACCAGCACUUCAGACCUUACCUGAAACAUUUCUUACCCAAGCGUUUGCAUUUUGCCAAAAAUGACAGAAUUGAGCCCUUGACGUUCUAUUUGGAUCCUCAGUGGCAACUUGCACUGAAUCCUUCAGAAAGGAAAUAUUGUGGAAGUGGAUUCCAUGGCUCUGAUAAUGCAUUUUUGAAUAUGCAAGCCCUCUUUAUUGGCUACGGACCUGGAUUCAAGCACAGCACUGAAGUCGACUCCUUUGAAAAUAUUGAAAUCUAUAACUUAAUGUGUGAUUUACUGAAUUUGACACCAGCUCCUAAUAAUGGGACUCAUGGAAGCCUUAAUCACCUUCUAAGCAAUCCUGUUUACACUCCAAAACAUCCCAAAGAAGUCAGCUCCCUGGGGGCUCUUGUGAAGGGGCACUGGACCAGGGAGCUGACUUCUUUGGGAUGUUUUGGAGUAAUUACCAAGGAUGGUAAUCGAAAAGAAAGGUAUAACAAUCAGUUCUUAACCAGACUUGAUUUUCAAAAGAAUGAAUAUUUACAAUUUCCUGGCAGUUUGGACUUUAUUUGGGGAUGUAUUAUAUUAAAAAUAUACUUUAGUGAAAUAGUCAUUAAAGGGAAUAGUUAUUUUUUUCUUAAAGUGAGUAUUACCAUAUUUUACAGAAACAGCAGAAUCAUCCGUAAUCAGGAAGUUCUGAUUCCAACUCAUUUCUUCAUUGUGCUAACAAGUUGUAAAAACACAUCCCAGACUCCCUUACAGUGUGAACAUUUAGAUACCAUGGCUUUCAUUUUGCCUCACAGGACUGAUAAUAGUGAAAGCUGUGCGCACAGGAAGCGUGAAUCCUUAUGGGUUGAAGAAUUGUUGGAGCUACACAGAGCUCGGAUCACGGAUGUUGAACACAUCACCGGACUCAGCUUCUAUCAAGAAAGAAAAGAGCCAAUUUCAGACAUUUUAAAGUUGAAAACACAUUUGCCAACCUUUAACCAAGAAGACUGAUACUUUUUUUAUUCCAAAAACACGGCAGUAAAUCUUUGUGAAAGAGCCUUCUGUUUUAUACAUCCUCUCUUUACACUGUUGCAUUGUUUGGAGACUGUCGACCAGAGUUAGAACUGGGAAUCCUCUGUGAUACACGACCUUCUCAGGGAAACUUGUGGCCUCCGUAUAACAGUAGGAAAGUGUUCCUGCUGAGUCUCACACAUGUUUGAAUGUGUAAGAAUUGUUCAGAUUUGGGAAUAAAGACAGAUAAUACCUAAAACUGCUCUUCUACUUCUCUUAAGGGCAGAAGGAGCUGUGAACGUUCUCUGGACACCAGAUGUUUGAAUCAUAUUAUCAUUAAUAAAUUUCUAUGAUGCUGACAAACACUAGGCUAAUGAAUAGGAUUGGACUAGACCAUAUUUCAUUAGUUUAUUCACAGGAAUUUAAAAGUGAUUCUGGAUUCUUUUUAACUUGGAUAUUCAUUUAUUUUCAUUUUAAUCAGAAAAGUUAAUGGGAGCAGAAAUAUUUGAAGCCCUAUUUUUAUCUCUUCUGUACACCCCCUCAAAAGCUAACUAUUUUUAAGUUGUAAUUGGGUUUCUUCAGAUUUAAUGAUUCUUUCAGGUUAAACUUUGAGGGGCCAUCUGUACUAAGUGUAUCUACCCUUUAUAAAAUUUUAUUCUACAUUUGUACCAAAAAAGAAAAAUAUUCCCAAUCUGAUCACUGAUAAUAUAGGUUGAAAAUAACUCCAGUAAUGGUUAUUUUACACAUUACAUAUGUAAAUGGUUAUUUACACAUUAAAAGUGUGUCUUGUCGUAGUGAAACUUCAUGGGGCUUGUCAACUCAUGCAAAAUAGCAUUUUCAUCCAAAUAAUAGAAAUGUUUUCCUCUAUACACAGAAAUCAUUCUACUAGCAACAGAGUUGUACUGUCCUGAGAUGUUCAUUUUGAAGUUCCAUUGAUUUAAAGAGAAUGUAUUACCAUCAUUUUAUAUCUUCUUAAUACUCAUGAUAAAUGAACUUGAUUUUCUUCACUUCGUAGACUCUAUAUACCCUUCAGUACCAACCUGUGAAUGUUCAAAAGCUACAUCCAUUUUUUAGGCGACUUGAGUCUGAUUUAAGUGUUAUAUUAUUAAUAACACCAAAGGUCUGUAUUUGUCCUUCACAUUCCACUUGUUCUUCAAUAGCAUAGGGGCCCCAAAACCUUU